Molecule: messenger RNA, 624 nt
Organism: Sphenostylis stenocarpa
Lineage: Eukaryota; Viridiplantae; Streptophyta; Magnoliopsida; Fabales; Fabaceae
Source: the annotation of a GenBank genome assembly
AUGCUUGCUGCUAUGAAAGAGGACAUAACAUUGGAACUUGGGAGCAACAAAAAAGCAAAGCCUUCAACCCUUUUGUUUGAACUUGUUCUUUCUUACUACUCUCGGGGUAUUGUGGUUGGCAUGAUCAUGGAGUUCAGAUCCAAGUCAUGCAGAGAUGAAAGGCUCCAGAUUGAAAGCAACGGUGGAGGCAAGGUGGCCCCAACAAGCAUGCAAGAUCUGAGGUGUCAGAGUGCUAAAAAUGCUUCUUCUGGCUGUGCACACCAGAUAGGUAGCACUGGUAAGGAGGUGAAGGUGAAGAGAGGGAAAAGGACAGCUGCUAAACCAUCAAAAAGUUGGAGCUUCAGUGACCCUGAGUUGCAGAGGAAGAAGAGAGUUGCUGGCUAUAAAAUAUAUGCUGCAGAAGGCAAAAUGAAAGGCUCUCUAAGAAAGAGUUUUAGAACUUCUUUGAGCACCAGAGAGUUUACGGAGCGCUCCCGGACUAGCAUCCAUAGUGAGAGGAUGAGAGGGCUCACCCUCAUUCCCAACAACUGCAUCGCGACUUCUGGAUACAGCACCUCGCCUUGUAGAUCCACUUGGCCGGAACAAAUUAGAACUGGACAACUGCAUAUACCAUACACUAUUUAA